Messenger RNA from Coniophora puteana RWD-64-598 SS2, 2443 nucleotides. RefSeq lists its product as uncharacterized. The record is from RefSeq and is a predicted model, not a curated record. Gene Ontology annotation, cellular component: nucleus. The coding region runs from base 32 to 2296 and encodes 754 amino acids. Gene Ontology annotation, biological process: rRNA processing. Lineage: Eukaryota; Fungi; Basidiomycota; Agaricomycetes; Boletales; Coniophoraceae. The transcript has 10 exons.
GCCGGGUUGAAAAAUCUUAGGCGUGGUGGGUAUGGACGUCACCACUAACCUCAAAACUUUGUUACAGGCUCAUUUAGCGACGGAUUCAGGCGCAGUCUUUCACCUUCCUCAUGUCCUCUCUCAGCUACAUCCAGACUGCAUCCAAUCGCCUCAUUUCAAAAAGUGGACUACUCGUGUCACAUCUCUCCUGCACUCCAAGGACCAAGGAAUCAGAUGGGCCGGCCUAUGUCUAGCAUAUAAAACCACUACGAUGGGGAAAUCUGUCCUUAUGGAUACUGCAUCUAGCUGGGUGCCAUUGGCUAUGUCAUAUCUUUCGGGAAGCGAUACAGCUGUCUUGAGGGUGGCAAUAAGAUAUAUUCGCCAUGUACUUGCUGCCUCUCUUGACAUACAAGAAUUCCAACGGCAGAUUGUGAUACCUCUUGUUCCUAAAUUUGCGACUGCUUUGGCAGCUUUCGUGGAGAAAGACACGGAGCUGGGCAUCAAAAUGUUAUCUUUGGAUACCUUGACAGAACUUGUUCCAAUCUAUCCUAACUUACAUCGAGCACAAAACAACAGCUUGUCAGCUAUCUGUUUACGAAUCAUCGACACCUCUUCAUUAGGCGCGUGUAAUAGGGUCAUUGUUGCGCAUGGUGCUCGGCUUCUCUCUGUACUGCAUUUCACUGGUGGCAAAGUUGGGGCAGCCUCACUUUGGAGGAAAGCUCUUGAGGACAUGAUUGGCUCUACUUGGACCGCUUUUGCAGCAAUGAGGACCAGUUUCCCAGGUCAGAAUUAUCCCAUCCCUCAAGGCCGAGGCCACGAUGACCCUUUGGCCUCCAUCCCUUUACAUACAGACCGAAUGAACAACAGUGUAACAGCCCUAUGUCAUAUGUUAUGUACCACUGCCUCACGUCCCGUGCAAUUGCCCAUUGGAACACUUGUGAAACUUGCCGUGGCUCUCCUUGGUUGCACUGGGAAUGAAAAGAGAGAAGGUCACAUUGAUCCUGUCACUCGCGACCUCGAGAUAGCAGCGCUUCCAUCUAUCUGGACCUCCGGCACCAAGCUUACAACCGCCCUAAUCGAAUGCACUCAGGCUCUGUCAACGCCCCAUGCUACUCAACUUCUUGGCGUUCUGGUCCCGCACUUGGAACGAAGUUCCGCAUCUUUACCACGAGAACGAUUUAUCCGGGCCACCAAAGAAUUACUUCUUGCCUGUCGCCCUAUACUACACGCUCGUUUCCUGGUGAUGCGUGUUAUGAAAGCAAACCUCUCUCUCUUGACACCUCUAUUGUUAGCUCAACGCGACGAGAAGAUUGAGGCUAACCCCGAACGGCAAGAGAACAGGAGAAGUAAGAAAAGACGACGUGAAUACGAAGGAGACGAGGUUUUUAAAAGACACAGGGAAACUCUAUGUGCUACCUCCGACGAUGAAGCUUCUCUAAUUGAAGCCUUGCACCUACUGCAAGCAACACUGCGGAUAUCUCGUACUGUACCUUCUCACCAUUCGUUGGCCUCUCGGGUCCUGCUGUCGGCUGCGUUUGCGAUGCGUACAACGUCAUCGUCAACGUUAUCUCAUAACGCACGCCUUCACGAUCUCCUUUAUUCAAAGAUCUGCCAACUAAGCAUAGAGACUGCACGUGGUGGCUAUAAUGCGAUGAACAAAAACUUGGGCUUGGUCCUCCAAGGAGCCUUGGUCAGCUCCACGAGAUCGAACGAAUUGCUGUAUGAUCUCUACAAUGAUCUUGAACUACUCCUGCACCCUCGCUUGCCACCUCUUGUUCGGCCAUUACCACAUGUAGAUGAGCUGAGUCUAUAUCGUGCUGAAGAAAGCAACGACGAACGCUCGGCAAGACAAGCGGUGGGUGUGGUCACGGUACAAGACUCUCAACCCACGCCUCAGACAGACGCGGAGCAUAGAAGAAGUACCCUCCUACAUCUCGGCCAGCAGGAAGAACAAAACGUUUCUUCAGGGCUUUCACCAGUAUCAAUACAAACGGCCUCUAAUGUGGUAUCUGUACGGAGUGCGUCAAAAGCACCUCUGGACAUUCCUCCCCUGCCGCCGUCGCAGAACUUCACACCGCAGUUCAGCCCAGCUAUCUCUUCCAACAUAAGCCCGGUUCUACCUUUUCCCAAUACAGGUGGUCAUGUACCCUCAUCGGCAACAACCCCACAUAUGGAUGCACUGGGGGAUGACUCCAAUUCUGCUGGAGCAGUUGCGCCGGCAAAGCCAUCCUCCAUGGACGUUGAUGAUGAUGACGAUGACGAUGACCAGGAACUCCCCACUAUCGAUGUCGAGUCUGAUAGCGAUCACGAAAGCUGAAACUUGUGGGGGACAUGAUUUUGUUAUAUACUGUGCAUCCGGUAGCGUUUGGCUUGUCCAGGUAAUCUCUGGAUGCUCGUGUCUUCUUCAUCAGAGUCAACAACCUUGGGACUCUGCCAAUUGACUCCUUGCAUCAUGACAGGAACC